AUGUCAAACGGAACAAAACGAAUAGGUCUGCCAUUAGAAAAUAAGGAAUAUAAACAAGCCCAUCAAAAAUCAGUUACUAGAGAUGCCAAUGGAUUUAGAUUAAGACAACAAGAGAUUGAUAAAUCAAUACGAUUAGAUGAUGAUCCUGAAAACUCAGGGAAUAAUUAUGGACAUCAUAAAACUAUAGAAGAAAAAGAAGCAGAAGGAGCAGAAUAUAUAAUAGAAGGAAAUUUAAGAAAAGUAACUCCAUAUUAUUAUACAUAUAUGACAUAUUGUAAAUUAAGAUGGAGAGAUCGUACAUUAUUAGAUAUUUUUAUUGAAGAAUUUAGAGAUAGAACUCCAGAAACUUAUAAAAAGGCAAUAGAAUCAGGUCAAGUUAAAUUAAAUUUAAAAAUUGCAAAUUUACAAACAAUUGUUAAAAAUGGAGAUUUAAUUACUCACCGUGGAUUUAGAAGAGAAGCUCCAAUAAGUUCAAAACCAAUAAAAAUUGUAUUUGAAAAUGAUGAUUUAUUAAUUAUUGAUAAACCAAGUGGUAUACCUGUUCAUCCAGCAGGUAGAUAUAGAUAUAAUACCGUUACUAAAAUUUUACAACAUGAAUUUAAAAAAACUGUUCAUCCUUGUAAUAGAUUAGAUAGAUUAACUUCUGGUUUAAUGUUUUUAGGUAAAACAAGUAAAGGUUCAAAUGAAUUUAUGAAACAAAUUCGAGAUAGAAAUGUUUCAAAAUAUUAUAUUGCAAGAGUUAAAGGAAAAUUUCCAACUAAGGAUAUUAUUGUUGAGAAACCAAUUUUCACAAUAAGUCCGAAACAUACAUUAAAUGUUGUUGAUGAAAAACAAGGAAAAGAAGCUAAAACAGAAUUUAGAAGAGUUUCAUAUGAUCCAAUAACUAAUACUAGUGUGAUAACUUGUCAUCCAUUAACUGGACGAACUCAUCAAAUAAGAGUUCAUUUACAAUACAUAGGAUAUCCUAUAGCUAAUGAUCCAUUAUAUUCUAAUUCAUAUAUUUGGGGUGAUAAUUUAGGUAAAGAUGGUAUAGCUGAUUUAGAAGAUGUUAAAAAUAAAAUAGAUUCAAUUGGUAAAACAAAAGCAGCAUCAAGUUGGAUACUACCGAAUGAAAAAGGUGAAAUUCUAACAAACGAAUUAUGUCCACAUACUGGAUUACAAUUAUAUACUGAUCCUGGAAGAAAUGAUUUAGAAUUAUGGUUACAUGCUUAUCAAUAUGAAGCAGAUGAUGGUUCUUGGUCUUAUAAGACACAAUAUCCUGAAUGGGCAAUUGAACCAAGUAGAAAAUUUAUGGAAUUAGCUAUACAAGAAGCUAAAAAAUGUGGAGAAACUCAAACUCAAUUUAAUGUUGGUUCAGUUUUAGUUUUAAAUGGUGAAAUUUUAUCUACUGGUUAUUCAAGAGAAAUUGAAGGAAAUACUCAUGCAGAACAAAAUGCAUUAACAAAAUAUUUUAAUAAAAAUGGUACUUAUGAAGUACCUCCAGGAACUGAAAUUUUUACAACUAUGGAACCUUGUUCUUUAAGAUUGAGUGGGAAUUUACCUUGUGUUGAUAGAAUUAUUGAACAACCAAAUAUUAAAUCUGUUUUCGUUGGUGUUGUUGAACCUGAUGUAUUUGUUAAAAAUAAUUCUUCAUAUAAGAAAUUAUCAAAUAAAAAUAUUGCAUAUAUUCAUAUACCAGGUUAUGAAGAUGAAUGUCUAGAAAUAGCGAAAAGAGGUCAUGAAAAAAUUGAGAAAAUUCAAGAGUCCAAAUAA
This is a messenger RNA of Lodderomyces pseudojiufengensis, 1752 nucleotides long. Its product is annotated as bifunctional DRAP deaminase/tRNA pseudouridine synthase. Gene Ontology annotation, molecular function: RNA binding; pseudouridine synthase activity. Bases 1 to 1752 code for a protein of 583 amino acids. NCBI's taxonomy places the organism in Eukaryota, Fungi, Ascomycota, Pichiomycetes, Serinales, Debaryomycetaceae. Gene Ontology annotation, biological process: pseudouridine synthesis. The record is from RefSeq and is a predicted model, not a curated record. The transcript has a single exon.